AUGCUUUUCAAGACGUUAGGGACAGACUUAGUAUACAAUUUGAGUUUGUUUGGAGACAAAUCAGAGAACCAUUGAUCGUGCCAUUACUCAGAAUUGCAGUGUUUUUGUGCCUAGGCAUGUCAUUGAUGAUGUUUGUUGAAAGAGUUUACAUGGGAAUUGUGAUUUGUUUGGUGAAGUUGUUUGGUAAAAAACCAGAGAAACGUUAUAAAUAUGAGACUUUUAAGGAAGAUGUUGAGUUGGGAAACUCUAAUUACCCAAUGGUUCUUAUUCAAGUUCCAAUGUAUAAUGAAAGAGAGGUUUAUCAAUUAUCAAUUGGUGCUGCAUGUGGACUCUCAUGGCCUUCUCAUAGAAUCAUCGUACAAAUUCUUGAUGAUUCAACUGAUCCAACCAUCAAGGAGUUGGUACAGGUAGAAUGCCUAAGAUGGAGAAGCAAAGGUGUGAACAUAAAGUAUGAAGUUAGGGACAACAGAAAUGGGUAUAAAGCAGGUGCUCUAAAGGAGGGAAUGAAACAUAGCUAUGUCAAACAAUGUGAUUAUGUUGCCAUCUUUGAUGCUGAUUUUCAACCACAACCUGAUUUUCUUUGUCAAACCAUCCCUUUCCUUGUUAAUAAUUCUGAAAUUGGUCUUGUUCAAGCACGUUGGAAAUUUGUGAAUGCGGAUGAAUGUUUAAUGACAAGAAUGCAAGAGAUGUCACUUGAUUAUCAUUUUACAGUGGAACAAGAAGUGGGCUCUUCCACUUAUGCCUUCUUUGGUUUCAAUGGGACUGCGGGGGUAUGGAGAAUUUCAGCAUUGAAUGAAGCUGGUGGAUGGAAAGAUAGGACCACAGUGGAAGAUAUGGACUUGGCUGUACGUGCUAGUCUCAAAGGAUGGAAAUUCUUAUACCUCUCCAAUUUACAGGUUAAAAAUGAAUUGCCGAGUACUUUAAAGGCCUAUAGGUACCAACAACAUCGAUGGACAUGUGGGCCAGCUAAUCUUUUCAGAAAAAUGAUUAGGGAGAUUAUCACAAACAAGAAAGUUUCUUUGUCAAAGAAGAUAUAUGUUGUUUACAGUUUUUUCUUUGUUCGGAAGAUUGUGGCACACAUAAAUACAUUUGUGUUCUAUUGCAUUGUGUUACCUGCAACUGUUGUAUUGCCUGAGGUUGUGGUCCCUAAAUGGGGAGCUGUUUAUAUCCCUUCCAUCAUCACCCUUCUAAAUGCUGUUGGAACUCCAAGGUCACUCCAUUUACUUGUCUUUUGGAUCCUCUUUGAGAAUACUAUGUCUCUACAUAGAACAAAGGCAACAAUUAUUGGUCUACUAGAGGCUAGUAGAGUGAAUGAAUGGAUUGUCACUGAAAAACUUGGAGAUGCUCUCAAGGGUAAUAAAGCUAUCGGUAAAGGACUAAAAAAGUUUCGAGUUAGGAUCGGAGACAGGAUUCACAUGUUAGAACUUCUUGUUGGAUUCUACCUCAUCUUCUGUGGUUGCUAUGAUCUUAUGUAUGGGAAAAAUCACUUCUUCAUAUUCCUAUACAUCCAAGCAUUUGCAUUCUUCAUUAUGGCAUUUGGAUAUAUUGGCAUAUUUCUUCCCAACUCCUAG
Trifolium pratense (red clover) is the source of this 1571-nucleotide messenger RNA. Its product is annotated as glucomannan 4-beta-mannosyltransferase 9-like. The coding region runs from base 117 to 1571 and encodes 484 amino acids. The transcript is spliced from 9 exons. NCBI's taxonomy places the organism in Eukaryota, Viridiplantae, Streptophyta, Magnoliopsida, Fabales, Fabaceae. Gene Ontology annotation, cellular component: Golgi apparatus. Gene Ontology annotation, molecular function: mannan synthase activity. The record is from RefSeq and is a predicted model, not a curated record.